This is a messenger RNA of Spodoptera exigua (beet armyworm), 594 nucleotides long. NCBI's taxonomy places the organism in Eukaryota, Metazoa, Arthropoda, Insecta, Lepidoptera, Noctuidae. The record is from the annotation of a GenBank genome assembly.
AUGGGUCGGCUCGACCGGAGUGAUACCACGGCCUCACAGAAAACCGGCAUCGCAGCACUAUGCUGCGUUUGCAUCUGGUCAGUGGAGAGUGCAGUACUCGACCCUUCACUCUACUUGUCUCCGAGUCCACCACUAACUGACGUGAGUGGAAGUCUCACUCCUGGAGAGCUGUGGACCAAGCCGGUAGAGAGAAUGGCACGCAACGCUGCAGAUACAUUGUCAUUGCCUAGUGUUAUUGAAGAAAAACCGGUGUCAAAACGAAAACCACAACCUAUGGAAAAGGCGAAGUUCUUCUGGCCAUCACUUCGUUCAGCGCACUACAGCGUUGGCACAGGCAACGUUCAAGUUCCACUGACGUUCAGCGUGUCUGGUCUUUACGGGAGGUACUCUCCAGGAACUAUUGGAUCUUCAGGAGUUAUUGGCAGCUCCUAUGGAACAAUUACAGAUAUCGGAGCACCCAUUUCCUCAGGCCUAGCUGGUACUAGUUAUGGAAAAUAUAGAACCUAUUCCGGAUUAAGAAUUUAUGGGGGAGAAAAUGGACCAGCGUGGAGCGGCUGGGGCAACGGCAAGUGGGGACACUACGGCAAAGGAUAA